This is a messenger RNA of Daucus carota subsp. sativus, 1354 nucleotides long. Its product is annotated as protein CUP-SHAPED COTYLEDON 3. Bases 318 to 1136 code for a protein of 272 amino acids. The transcript has 3 exons. Gene Ontology annotation, molecular function: DNA binding. The record is from RefSeq and is a predicted model, not a curated record. Lineage: Eukaryota; Viridiplantae; Streptophyta; Magnoliopsida; Apiales; Apiaceae. Gene Ontology annotation, biological process: regulation of DNA-templated transcription.
AACGUUACUCAUCUCUCUCCCUCUCUCGCUCCCACGCGUACACAAGAUCACUCACAGAAAAUAUGUAUAUACAUCAUGCAUAUCUUCUCUUAUAUAUAUAAAUAAUAGUCGAGGUAUAUUUAGUCUUAAAGUAUUAAAAAGCUUUGUAUUAGUCCAUACAAAACCAUUCUCAGAUACCUCAAUUGUCCACCAAUUUCUUACAAAUCAAGAAUAUAAUCUUAAGAGUCAUAAGCUCAUAGAUUAUAUUCUGUUAAACAUAGUUUAUCAUCAAAUAUCACCCUUAAGUUCUCUUUUCAGAAUUAAAACAACAUAUAUAAAUGGGGCUAAGGGAUAUUGGUGCAGAGCUUCCACCAGGGUUCAGGUUCUAUCCCAGCGACGAGGAAUUAGUGUGCCAUUAUCUUCACAAGAAGAUUACAAACGAAGAAGUUCUCAAGGGUACUCUAGUGGAAAUCGAUCUCCAUACAUGUGAGCCAUGGCAACUUCCGGAGGUAGCAAAGCUGAAUUCAACAGAGUGGUACUUCUUUAGCUUUAGAGACCGGAAAUACGCCACGGGCUUUCGGACCAAUCGAGCUACCACGUCGGGGUACUGGAAAGCCACCGGAAAGGAUCGGACAGUGGCUGAUCCAAAUACUGGUGCAAUUGUAGGGAUGAGAAAGACUUUGGUGUUUUACAAAAAUAGAGCUCCAAAUGGGAUCAAGACUGGUUGGAUCAUGCAUGAAUUUCGUCUUGAAAGCCCACAUCUCCCACCUAAGGAGGACUGGGUGUUGUGUAGAGUAUUUCACAAGGCAAAGACAGAGAAUACCAACCAACUGAGCCCACAGGACACAACAGCUCGUGACACUUCUCCUUUCUCUAACCACAUUCUACCUCUUGGCUAUUUUCAAAACCAAGAAUAUAAUAAUCAAAUCACUGCCCCAGUCCCCCCACCCCACCAGAACCCUAAUAAUCUCCUACAAUUUCCAUCACUGAACCCUAAUUUCCUUCACUUAUCUCAUCAAGUUCAUACCAAUACUAGUACUACUCUUGCUUGUGUUAAUGAUAUCAUGAUGACGAACUCCAAGGGGCGUGAUGAUCAAGAUCAUUACAGAUUCUUGUUCAAUAUGAACUUCGAGGAAGCCGAUAUAGGAGAUUAUUGAAUAAUGAAGAACAUCCAUAUUUUUAGUAAAUUUAAUAUUAAAUAAAAACCACUAAUUUAUAUAUGGUUUAAAAAGAUUAUUUGUUAACUACCAUUAGAUAGUAAUGAUGUAUAAUUUAUUUUCUAAUUUUGUAUGUCAUCCUGUAAGUAUAAAUAGGUUCAUACAAAUUGUUGUAAUCAAGUUGAAGAGAUAUAUAUUUUUACAUAUAUUUUAUACUC